UUGGAACUGGCUCGAUAGCACCUAAUGUCAACAACAACAAGGUAGUGGUAUGACAGUUCAUUUUUAUGAAUAAGACACUUUUAACAUGAACUUCAUUUAUAAAGAUUGGCUAAGAAUUUGCUCAUUUCAUUCAGUAAAAUAAUUGGACUAAUAACCUUGAAUUUUACUUCUUAAAGCCCUGAAAUCUGCAACUCAUAUAGUCUUUCACUUUUCAGUAAGUUGUGUCACUUUUAAUCUGAUGAUCAAGCCAAAAUCUUGGGAAUCACCUUUGCAUCCACCCUUUUCUUCAAAUCUCAUAUCACUCCAUCACCUCUUGUCACCAUCUCCAUUGUAUUCACCCUUGUAAAACCCACCAGAAGUUGUGGCCUGGACUACCUCCGCCAGCCUCUCUGUUCUUCCUACAUUUUAUUGUCUUCACGGUAAGCAGAGUGAUCUCUAUGUGUAAAUGAGAUCUUAUAUUUCUCUUGCUUGUGAUCCUCCAGUAGCAUCCCUAUGUAACCAGAAUAAAAUUCUUUCUUUCUUUCUUUUUUUUUUUUUACCAUAGCCUAAAAGGUGCUACAUGAUCUUGUUCCUUUCCACCUUCCCCAUCAUCUCCUACCACUCCUUCUCAUCCACCACACUAGCAAUUUUUGGUCUUUUUAUUGCCCUUGGUACAUGUCAGAGGUUUUAUUUAUGGCACAAAUGAUAUGUGCUCAACUACUAACCUAACGGUUGACAGUUUGAACCUACCCAAUGGUGCCAUGGAAGAAAGGCCUGGCAAUCUGUGUCCAUAAAGAUUACAGCCAAGAAAAUCCUAUGGAUUGAUUCUACUCUAUUGUAGCACAUGGGAUCUCUAUAAAUUGGAAUUGACUUGAUGGCAACGAGUAUUUUGAGUGUGUCAAACAUCUUCUCACAGGGACUUUCUGAUUUCUCUCCCUGGAAUAUUCUUUCCCCUGUUCUUCACAUGACUGACUGGCUUCUUUUCAUCAUUUCAGCUUACAUGUUACUCCUAUGAGUGAUCUUUUCUGACUACUGUAGCUAUAAUGGGCUCUUUUAUUAUCCCUUACCCCUGCUAUCAUUAUUUAUCCUAUUUCCCUUUUUUAUUAUAUAGCAUUUAUUUCUAGUAUCUUCACCAGUACUAUAACUUCUACUACUACUACUAUGACUAUUACUACUACUAGUUUGCUGGCUUACAUUUACUACAUGGUAGGUUUGUUCUAAGCAUUUCCAUGCAUCAAAUACUUCAAUAUGUGAAAUUAUAUGUGUUAGCUAAUUUAAAUAUGAUGUUUGUGUAUGUAUGUAUGUAUGUAUGUAUGUAUGUAUAUCACCUGUUUCCUCCCUCUAUAAUUCCUGCUUGCCCCUAAGUCUGUAAACUCUAAAAUUCAGGCACUUUUGGUUUUUUUCAGUGUCAUGAAUAGUGCUUAUUAUCAUAGAACAGAUUACCAAAAUAGAAGUCUGAUUUUCAGAUUAAACAUUUAUGAUUUUGAGUUAUCUCAAAUACCCUACUGCUGCUUUAGCCUGCUGCCUUACUCUCAUUGUGUGCACCUGUUGCUGCUGCCUUCAAAUAAUUUUUAAGCCCACUGGCUGUAAGGGGAUUUUUACUGAGAUCCUAUAGAUAAUUUGUACAUAACUUAGGUUUUAAUUUUUUCUCCUUUAAGCAGGAGAAUUAUAAAGCUUUGUCAAGUUAUACCUUAAUAGAAAAUAAUAAAAUUAAGAAAGCAUUGGAUUAAGAAAAGUUUUUUUAACACAGCUAUCUGCAAGUUUUUGUUUCAAGAAGUGCUUGAAAAUUUGGUCUUAGAGAUCUUGAGAUCCAAGUGCCUAAAAUAGAAAGACUUUUACAUGUUAUAUAGGAAGAAUAUUAGCUAUUUUAUUUAAAAUAUCAACUAGAAAAAAGAUUUAUUUCUCAAAUAAUGUAUUUUCACUUAGUGCGUGAAGGUUUUCUCUUUUUUGCUCAGUAAACCAAGACUAUUUGUUGGAUGUAUCCUUUCCUUUAAUCUAAAUCUGACUGAUAUACUUCCGUGCCAACAGGGGGAGAUAGUACCAAAUAGGAGGUCCAGAUCUGUGCCUCUUCUAUCUUGCUUUUACCUCAGACAGAAAAGUCUAUGGUGAUCACUUCUGUGGGUCCACCAUCUCUUAUCUAAGAUUCGAGAUGGAGCACAAAAAUAAAUGUCUCCAUUGUGAUAAUAAGCUGGAGCCUAGUUCUGACUCCCAACACUGUAAAAAGUGUUCUUUGAAGCUCAGCACUGAGGCUGCAGGUCCUUCUACAUCAGAAGUAAAAAAAGAUCAGGAAAGAAAGGAGAAGCUGUCCAAAUUUGAGUCUCUUCGUCAUUCAAUUGCUGGAAUAAUUAGAUCUCCAAAAUCUGCACUGGGCUCUUCGACAUUCUCUGAUGUGAUCUCCGUAAGUGAGAAGCCCCUGGCAGAACAGGACUGGUACCAUGGUGCAAUCCCCAGAAUAGAAGCCCAAGAUCUGUUAAAACAACAAGGAGACUUCUUGGUGCGAGAGAGUCAUGGGAAACCUGGUGAAUAUGUCCUUUCUGUAUAUUCUGAUGGACAAAGGAGACACUUUAUCAUACAAUUUGCUGAUAAUCUGUAUAGAUUCGAAGGCACUGGGUUUACAAACAUCCCUCAACUUAUAGAUCAUCACUAUACAACAAAACAGGUUAUCACUAAGAAAUCAGGUGUAGUUCUGUUGAAUCCUAUUGCUAAGGAUAAGAAAUGGAUCCUCAAUCAUGAAGAUGUCUCAUUGGGAGAAUUAUUGGGCAAGGGAAAUUUUGGUGAAGUAUAUAAGGGCAUAUUAAAGGAUAAAACUGCUGUUGCUGUUAAAACGUGUAAAGAAGAUCUUCCUCAGGAAUUGAAAAUAAAAUUUUUACAAGAAGCCAAAAUUCUCAAGCAAUAUGAUCAUCCCAAUAUUGUUAAACUUAUAGGAGUUUGCACACAAAGACAGCCUAUCUACAUCAUUAUGGAACUGAUUCCAGGAGGUGAUUUCCUCUCUUACCUGAGAAGGAAGAAGGAUGAACUAAAACUCAAACAGUUAGUGAAAUUUUCAUUAGAUGCUGCUGCUGGAAUGGCAUAUCUUGAGAGUAAAAACUGUAUACACAGGGACCUUGCUGCAAGAAACUGCCUGGUAGGUGAAAAUAAUCUUCUGAAAAUCAGUGACUUUGGAAUGUCUCGUCAAGAGGAUGGUGGAGUAUAUUCAUCUUCUGGCUUAAAGCAGAUUCCCAUUAAAUGGACAGCCCCGGAAGCUCUUAAUUAUGGGAGAUACAGUUCUGAGAGUGAUGCGUGGAGCUUUGGCAUCCUCCUCUGGGAGACUUUCAGCUUAGGGGUCUGUCCAUACCCUGGAAUGACAAAUCAGCAAGCACGAGAGCAGGUGGAAAGAGGAUACCGGAUGUCAGCCCCUCAGCACUGUCCAGAAGAUGUUUUUAAAAUAAUGCUAAAGUGUUGGGAUUAUAAACCUGAAAACCGCCCCAAGUUCACCGAUCUUCAGAAAGAACUCACUGCCAUCAAGAAGAAAAUGUCAUAGUGAUGAAACAGUGCCAAAUUCAGCGUUCAGCACUCUGUCUCCCGGCAGAGUGAUAUUGUUCUUCUCAUUAACAAUGAGUUCAUACCACAUUACCUGCAACAGUCUUCUAAGGUUAUUUUUUUAUUAACUGUUUGGGUUUUUUUGUAAUAUGUUCCACUUUUAAAAAGAGUCAAGGUAAAUGCAUUUAAAAAAAAAAAAUAGUUCUACCAAGGGCUUUGUUAGCUAACCACAGCAAUCCUGCCAUUUCAGACCGUUGUAAAUAGAAAAGCACAGGCUUUAAAUGUGAGGGACAACAGAUCCGUCUUUUUCACACCCAGGACUAUUGAUGUUUCUCAAAGGUUUUCUGCGUCAGGCACAGUUCACAGGCUGCCAUCCUACUCCACAGACACCUAGUCUCUUGGUGCUAUAACUGCAUUGGUAAUGCCAUGCUUGCAGGGCACAUUCCCACUAAAGUUGGCCUUCUUCUCUGCUGAGUCAAGGUAAUAUUUGUACACAUCUUUUUAUACUGGGAAUUAUUUGGACUACUUAGGGUUUUUCUUUUCUUUUUUGCCAAAAAUAAGCCAGGUGUAAAUGUCAUCAUACUCUGGCUUUAUUAGGAGGGUGGUCGUUUCCCUCCUCCUUUGUCCAGGCAACUGCUCCUAAAGGAUGCUAUAGAGAGCUGUGACAGCAAGAAGCAAGUAUGAACAGGAGGGUGUUCUGGAGAAAAGAGCAGCUAGAGUGGUGAUCAAAGUAGAGAGGAAAAGGAAAAUAUAAAAUCAGCCUUCUUACCAGAAUUAUGCCUUUAUAAACACACACACAUAUUUAUCUCUUAUUUUAUAUUCUGAAUUCACCAAAAACAUCCUAAGAAAUUUUCAGGAAUUCAUAGAUAGAAACUUCUUAAUGGCAGCAAUUUUUUUUUUUUUUU
This is a messenger RNA of Trichechus manatus latirostris (Florida manatee), 4403 nucleotides long. RefSeq names its product FER tyrosine kinase (gene FER). The coding region runs from base 2129 to 3499 and encodes 456 amino acids. Gene Ontology annotation, biological process: regulation of mast cell degranulation; Fc-epsilon receptor signaling pathway; chemotaxis. Lineage: Eukaryota; Metazoa; Chordata; Mammalia; Sirenia; Trichechidae. The transcript has 11 exons. The record is from RefSeq and is a predicted model, not a curated record. Gene Ontology annotation, molecular function: ATP binding; non-membrane spanning protein tyrosine kinase activity.